Coregonus clupeaformis (lake whitefish) is the source of this 2149-nucleotide messenger RNA. It is a transcript of the gene bicdl2, whose product is annotated as BICD family like cargo adaptor 2. The record is from RefSeq and is a predicted model, not a curated record. The transcript has 10 exons. The coding region runs from base 458 to 1792 and encodes 444 amino acids. NCBI's taxonomy places the organism in Eukaryota, Metazoa, Chordata, Actinopteri, Salmoniformes, Salmonidae. Gene Ontology annotation, biological process: vesicle transport along microtubule; Golgi to secretory granule transport.
UGGUGAAAUUUGACUUGGACAAUGGAGAGUGUUGCUGUUUCCACAUAGAAACAUGAAUACGUAGAAUAACACCCCAUCAUACAUCCCUCUCCCCACCCACUAAUACGCAGAGGAGCCGCUCCACAGAAACCAGAUGAACCACACACCUAAGGAGGCAAACAGGAAGAGCAGUAGAAGCUGGUUGGUAGCCACGGCAGCAGGAGCAGUUUCAGAGAGCCGACCAAUCCAGGGGGGCCUUCACCUCUCCACCCUAACCCAGACCAGAUCAGACCAGUCCAGACCAGAUCCAGGCCAAGACCCAGACCAGACUCAAACCAGACCAGUCCAGACCAAGUCGUUUAAGAGACGGUGUAACAGACUGAGAGAUGAGGGGCAGGGCUCUCUGACCCCUGACAAGGUGGUGUAACCUCUGACCCCUGACAAGGUGGUGUAACCUCUGACCCCUGUGGCUCCUCCGAUGUUCUCCAGAAAGCACAGCCUUCCCUCCCCCAGCUUGGAAGACUCCUUCUUUCCCCUCUCCUCCACUUCCUCCCACUCUCUCUCUCUCGCUCAACCCUCCUCCUCUUCCUCCUCCUGCUGCCAGGGUGGGAGGGGCUCCAUGGGGAAGGCGGGGUUAGAGGCGGGGCUGGAGGCGGGUUUGGAGACAGAUCUGAUCCUGGCUGCUGAGUUGGGCCAGGCUCUGUUGGAGAGGAAUGAAGAGCUGGCCGAGGCACUGACACAGAGAGACAGAGAGGUAGAGGUCCUGCAGCAGGAGAAGCAUGUUCUCCAGAGGAGGCUGGAGGUAUGUGAGCUGUCGUCAGGACAGAGAGAGGCUGAGCUAACCUCCGACCUCUCCUCCUUACUGGCCGAGCUGGACCGACAUCAAAGCCGGGGGCAGGGCAAGAAGCGGGAGGAGAACAAACAGCUGACUGAGCUGGCCAAUCACAACCAACGCCUGGUGGAAGAGAUGGCAGAGGCGGUGUCAGUAGAACACUCAUUGCGUGUGGAACUCCGUUCACUCCGAGAAGAGAUGGAAGACUCCUCCUUCAGCACAACCAUCAGUUCUACACAGCUAGACAACAUACAGGCAGAGAACAGGGUGUUGAAGGAGAGGCUUGGUAAUAUGAAGAAACAGUUGAAGUUGUUGCAGGAGGACUGUGAUAGGCUGAGGGGAGAGAAGGAGUGGCAGAGAGACAUACUGACUGAUCUACAGACCAAUCUGAAAGAGAAAGAAGCCCAGUUGGAGCAGGAACAGAGCGUGGUGUUUGAGUUGCGGACACUGAGCCGUUCUCUAGAGCAGAGCGUCCAGAGGCUGGGAGAGGACAGCAGUCUGGUCGACCCUCUGUCCCUGCUCAGUGAGAUCCAGCAGACUCAGGCUACAGAGACACUGUUGGCCCACUCAACCAUCUUACAAGACAGAGACACACUGAGAGAAGAGCUGUGCUCCAGAGAGGCGGAGCUUUGUUCUUUGAGGGAGGAGCUAAAACCAUUCAGGAGCACUCAAGGAAAACCCAGCUACAGCUCCCUGGAGAGCGAGGUGAGUAUGGUGCGUGCGGAGAGAGACAGUCUGAUCCAGCAGCUGCUGAACACCGUUCAACACAAGGUGGCGCUGUCGCAGGAGGUCGAUGCUUGGCAGGAGGACAUGCGGCUGCUGAUAAGUCAACAGGUGCAGCAUCAGGAGAAAGAGAGAGAAAAGGAACGAGAGAGAGAGAGAGAGAGGAAGGCGGGGCUGCAGAGAAGCCGGUCCAUGAGAGUCAGAGGAGAGAGAGGGAAGGGAGGAUUCUUCUCUUCUCUCUUUAAAGGGGAGGAAUAGAAAGAUGGAAGGAUAGAGAAAUGGGGGGAGAGAGGGAAAGAGAGGACAGGUGUUUGAUGUCAAUAUUGAAAUAUAGAUCACAUGGUUAAACAUUUAGUUUAUACUGUAAUGUUUUACACAUUCGAAAGUCUCUCAGCCCAGCAAAUGAGUUGCUGUAUGUGAGGAUGCUGGGGUAUGCUGAGGGAGAGGUUUUGGUGAGGCGGGUCUGUUAUGGGGUGCACUGUCUGUGUUCAUCCAAAUAAAUUACAACUUGAUUAUUUUAUGGGAAAUCAGUGUCCUAGACUGUUUCUUUUGUUUUUUUGUUAGAUUUUUUUUUUAUAUAUAUUUUUUUAUAUAACUCCCCUUUAUUACUUUUCA